GUUCACUCCGAAGUGAGUGAACUUCCAUGGACGAUUGAAGUCCUCUUGACUGUCGGUCAUUUGAACCUUUUUGGUCAACUUUUUCUGGACGGACAUGGAAGCCGUCAGCACGUGGAGUCCCCAACAAGUGCUGGACUGGAUGAAAGGUGUGGACGACAGCCUGCGGCAGUACCUCCCGGCCUUCGGGUGGCGGCGGGUGGACGGCGAGACGCUUCUCAAAUUGACUCACCGAGAACUGUCCGCGAUGGGCGUGGUCAAAAUCGGGCAUCAGGAGCUGCUACUAGAGGCCGUCGACCUGCUGUGCGCGCUGAACCGCGGCGUGGAGUCGGACAACUUGAAGACCUUGGCGGGAAAGAUGAGGCUGGCCCACCGCGACCUGAGCGGCGCCGUAACACGGCGCCGAAAGAACCCGGGCCACGGGUCGCGUCGGCCCGCUAACGACUUCCUGGCCGCCGUGGUGGAGCUGAUCGCCGUUGCCAAGAGUCUGUUGGCCUGGCUGGACAGGACGAGCGCCAGCGAUUUCACGUCCACCAAAAGCGACAUCGUCCAACUGUGUCUGGAGCUCACCUCCGCUGUUCAGAAGGAUUUGACUGUUUAUGACAUGGAAGAGAAGAGUCUACAAGUGUCCGAGGCUCUGAACAAUCUGUGCGAGAAGACGAGCCAGGCGACCUCCGAGCCUUCCGGGAGCGAGCGCUCGUGCGUGGAGGAAGUCUGCAUCUCCGACAUCAAGCCCGGCGAAGGCCUGGGGAUCUACAUCAAGUCCACUUAUGACGGACUUCACGUCGUCACAGGAACCAUCGAGAACUCGCCCGCAGAUAAAACCAAGCGGAUCCACGCCGGCGACGAGGUGGUCCGAGUCAACGAGCAGACGGUGGUGGGCUGGCGGCUCGACCACCUGGUGGCCAAGUUGAGGGGGGAGUCGGGAAAUGUGCGUCUGCUGCUGAAAAAGAGGCCGUCGGGAACGGGCGCCGCCUUCGCCCCCGCGCCGUUCAAGAACACGCGAUGGAGAGCCCCGCGUCACCUCGUAACGUCGGACGGACGUUCGCCUCAUCGGGCCUCGUCCGACCUCCCGCGAUGGCGUCCUCCUCGCGCUUCGGACGCCGACCGGCCGGACGUCUCGGACCCGCGCGUCCCCCCUCCGCCCGUCGCCGAGACGAGUCGGCGUCUCGACGCGUGUCCGGAUCCUGACGACGGGACCGUCGGCCCGGAUGACGCCUGGCGAACGCGGCCCCCAGUCCCGGUUCCGGUCCGACUGAGACAGCGCUCCGUUGCCCGAGGUAAACCCCGGCCCGCGUCCAUGCCGGCCGACGUUCUCUCCGCCGUGUCUUGCCAGCGUAGCGCUCCGGGAUGGCAAGGCCCCCGUCCACUCCAGCGCUACCUGAGUAACGACGGCAUCGGCGAGGACCCGCGCUUCCCGCCGGCGUACCGGCGCAGCCCGUCGGUCCGCGGCGUCGACCGCAUCCGAGGCAGCCGCCGCCAGCUUGACGUGCGCCAGCGGGAAGUUUCGCCGGAGAAGACGACAGCCGCCCCUGGCAAACGCUCCGCAUCGCUGCUGGGAGGCUGGCUGGCUCGCCUCCGGCUGCUCAGCCACUGAUGACAAAGAUUGAGGAACUCCGUUGACGUGCGGUCCAUUUGAACCGGGAACGUCGGCGGAUUCAAAAUUGAACCGCUGUCGAGGGAUGAAAACAAAAAGCAUUGAUCGAUGGUUUACCCGCACGCGAGAACGUUGGACUUUUUCUAUGUAUUUUACACAAUAUAAACAGUAGUAAGCCUCCAGGGGUGUGUUCUUCAAGGGCCGCUUUCAGAAAAAGCAAAGGAGGCGAGGUCUAAUUUGAAAUUUCAUUUGGUACACUGUGCACAAACACACAAGUCAAGGCUGUUUCAGUCAGUCGGGAUGACCGGAGUUAUUUCACAAAAAUGAGAAUUUCUCCAAGAUGAAGUUUACAUAUACAAAACGUCCAGAUGAUGAAGCUCCCGUUAGGUUCCUUGACAACAUUCCGUGUUUCACAUGGUGGCAAAAUCCAAAGAAAUGGCCCAUCUUUUCUGUGCUCCAAAACCAAGUCCAACACGCGGGUUCGUUCAGAAGUGGAGUUGGGCAAAGCCCGCCACGGGGAGCUGCGCCGGCUUCUUUUUUUGUAGCUUGAGGCCGGCGGCCAUUUCGGGCUCUUCCAGGCGGCUGGGGUGCAGCAACGCCAUAAACAGGAAGCGCUCGCCCAUCUCCGCGCCGUCCAUCAACACCCGGUAGCUGGCGGUCAGCUGCUCCCGGGCGGAUCGGUCGCAGUUUCUCAGCAGGACCUGGGCCCGAAAGUCACGCGUGAGUGGCCACCGGAGCUCGGUAGUAACACGUUACAUUUAUUUGAGUAACAUGUACAGUGGGGAGAACAAGUAUUUGAUACACUGUCAAUGGGAAAACCCAUUGGCAUCCCCACUGUACUUCCAAGAGAAGUAAAAAGUCUGGCUGAGUAAAACAUUUGAGUUGGUUUGUGAUGAAGAAACGCUCCUCUUACUCCACUACACUAGUCAUUACAUUUGUCUUUAUUCUACUGUAAAUAUUAGACUUUUUUUUCCAGCAAUGCCAACAGUAGCAGUUUCUCCAAUGAGACGUUGCAACAAAUCAUCAAAACUCUGCUUGCCGUUCUAUGAUCACGCCGGCCCGUUCAAUCGCGUGGAGUCUAUUUAAAGUGCCGGUAAAACAAAGUAUGGUGCUGGCCAAAAGUAUUGGCACCCCUGCCAUUCUGUCAGAUAAUGCUCCAUUUCUCCCAGGAAAUGACAAAUGCUUUGGUAGUAAUAUCUUCAUUUAUUUUGCUUGCAAUGAAAAAACCCAAAAGAGAAUGGAAAAAAAAGCAUGAUCAUUCUACACAAAACUCCCAAACUGGGCAAGUAUUGGCACCCUCAGCCUACUAGUCUUCAGACUUCAUAAUCCCAUGCACGCGGUCAAGCAGUCCAGUGCCAAAGGCAGCAAAGCAACCCCAAAACAUCAGGGAACCUUCGCCAUGUUUGACUGUGGGGACCCUAACCCUGCGGGACAGCUUGAACUUGUUUGGAUGUUAGUCGAGGUUCUUUAUCCAUCAUCCGCACAAUCUUUCGUUGAAAUCUCUCGUCCAUUUUUCUUUUCCGUCCACAUCUAGGGAGGUUAGCCACAGUGCCGUGGGCUUUACGCUUAUUGAUGACACAGGAACAUUCAGGUCUUUGGAAAUUGACUUGUAGCCUUAAGAUUUGCCCACGGUCUUUUGGUUUCUCCAUGCUCAAUGUGGUACACGCGAGGACAGAGGUUGAGUCAACUUGAAUCCAUUUUAAUUGGCUGCAAGUGUGAUCGAGUUAUUGCCACCACCUGUUAUGUGCCACAGGUAAGUAACAGGUGCUGUUCAUUACAUGAUUUUUUCAAAGGGUGCCAAUACUUUUGUCUGGCCCGUUUUUGGACUUUUGUGUAAAAUGAUCUUUUUUUUCCCCCCAUUCUCGUUUGUGUUUUUUCAUUACAAGCAAAGU
This is a messenger RNA of Corythoichthys intestinalis (scribbled pipefish), 3486 nucleotides long. Its product is annotated as connector enhancer of kinase suppressor of ras 3-like. The record is from RefSeq and is a predicted model, not a curated record. Gene Ontology annotation, molecular function: protein binding. Gene Ontology annotation, biological process: regulation of signal transduction. Gene Ontology annotation, cellular component: cytoplasm; membrane. The coding region runs from base 95 to 1594 and encodes 499 amino acids. The transcript has 12 exons. NCBI's taxonomy places the organism in Eukaryota, Metazoa, Chordata, Actinopteri, Syngnathiformes, Syngnathidae.